AUGCACACUCGAUUUACAUCUAUCAUCAAUGAGCUUCACUCCCUGGGAGAAAUUAUCCCCAGGAACAAACUUGUCAGGAAGAUACUUAGUGUAUUACCUGGUUCUCGGGAAAGCAAAGAAAAUGCUAUCACAGAGGCAAAAGAUCUGCAGAAGCUGACCAUUGAUGAACUUAUUAGCAAUCUGAAGACUUAUGAAAUGAAGAAGAAGAAGAAGGAUAAUGAGAUAAGAGAGCCCAAAAGGGAGAAGAACCUGGUCCUUAAGGCGGACAACAAUGACUCAGGUGGUGAGGAUGCUGAUAUGGCUUACCUGACAAAAAGAUUUCAGAAAAUGGUUCGCGGAAAUGGAGGUAUUCCAAAAAGGGGCAGCUCCAGCAAGCCAAAAGGUUAUGACCUAUGUCAUAAGUGCUGGAAAGUGAAGCAGCUGAGUAUGACUCUUGACAGCUCCAUGAUGGCAGUGGAAAGUGAAGCAGCUGAGUAUGACUCUAUCUUUGCCCUGAUGGCAAAAUCUGACGAUGAUGAGGAUGUGGUAAACUUUCUAGAUGUUCAAAGAAAUCUGAAGUCUUAUUCUCCGAAAAAACUUAUGUCUUUGGCAAAUGUUUUAAUUGAGGCUUAUCAUAGUCUUAUAAAUGAUAAAAAUGCAUUAACUAUGGAAUUAGGAGCAGCAGAACAUGAAGGAGAUGAUCUAGUAGUCAUUGUGGUAGAUCUAAAAGAAACCAUUGAGAGUAUGAAGAAGGAAAAAGAUGUCUUAACUGAAAAAUUGCAAACAUAUAACAUGAGAGAGAUGAUCUAUUGGCAUGAGAUUAUUCAAAAGGGAAAGGAAGUUGCAAAUGAGGCACAUCUUAGGCUUGAAGAUGAGCUAAAAUCAGUGAAAUCUAGUAUGUGUGCCGAACUCGAGAAAAACAAACAACUUCAGGAAGAUCUAGGUAGAGUUAAGAGUGAUCUUGAAAAAUCACUCAAGUGGACCUGGUCCUCUGAUUCUAUCACUGCCAUGUAUAUGAACAAUGGCGGAAAUAGGCAGGGAAUCGGGAAACCUAUAAGGCCAGAUUUCAGUUUCAAUGGAAAAACAAAGUUUUUGCUAAAAAGGUUGAAGUACAGCUUGAUGAGUGUUCCCCAAAUAUGUGACAAGGGAAACAAAGUGGAAUUUGUAUCAAAGAUAUGCACAGUCACAAAUCUUGUGACUGGUGAAGUGGUUUUAGUGGCUAAAAGAUACAAAACUAUCUAUGUUGCUGAAUUUGAAUCCUUGCAAAAUGGGGAUCUCAGCUGUUUGAGUGUUGUUGAUGGUGAUGCCGAACUAUGGCACAGAAGGGUGGGUCAUGCAAGUUUUAUGUUGCUGAACAAAUCGGUCAAGAAGGACCUGGUUCGUGGUUUGCCCAAGUCAAGCUUUAAGGAUCACACAACCAAGGAUGAAACUUUUCAAGUAUUUGCUGCAUUUGUGAAGAAGAUCCAGGUGAAGAUGAUCCAUAAUGUAGUAUGUAUCAGGUCUAAUCAUGGGACAAAAUGUGACAAUUCCAAAUUCGACGAAUUAUGUACUGAAAAUGGCAUCACUUAUAAUUUUUCAGCUCCAAAAACACCUAAUCAACAUGGUGUUGUGGAAAGGAAGAAUAGGAGUCUUGAAGAUAUUGCGAGAACAAUGUUGAUUGACGAUUGUAUUGAAAAAAGUUUCUGGGCAGAAGCCGUCAAAACUGCAUGCUACUUGGUGAACAAGUGCAUGAUCAGGUCCCUCCUGAACAAAACCCCAUAUGAAUUGCUGAACAGAAGGAAGCCCAAGCUGACACAUUUAAGGACAUUUGGCUGUAAAUGUUUUGUUCUCAACAAUGGCAAGGAAACACUUAGAAAAUUCGAUGCCAAAAGUGAUGAAGGAAUCUUUCUCGACUAUUCAUCACAAAGCAAAGCCUACAAAGCAUACAACAGACGAACUCAAUGUGUUGAGGAAAGCAUAAAUAUGGUCUUUGAUAAAUCUCACCACUCAUGUGGAAAAGAUGCACAUGAUAAGAGUGAUCAAGGCGGAGAACAGUCAACUGUCCCUGGUGAAAUCAUUGACAUGGCAAAUGAAAACAUUGACAUGAUGAGCCACAUCAAGGAAUCAAACGAGGAUGGUCAUGAUUUCCUUCGCCUUGGUUCUGUGUGUCAGCAUGAUUCUCUUCGCCUUGGUUCUGUGUGUUAUCCUGUUUAUUUGAUUCUUGUUAAUCUCUCGUGGUCACCAUGCUUCGAAUAUGUUCUGCUGAAUCUUUUGCCUGCUUAUAUCCCAUCUAUAUGA
Molecule: messenger RNA, 2256 nt
Organism: Nicotiana attenuata
Lineage: Eukaryota; Viridiplantae; Streptophyta; Magnoliopsida; Solanales; Solanaceae
Exons: 7
Coding region: 1-2256 (751 amino acids)
Biological process (GO): DNA integration
Molecular function (GO): nucleic acid binding
Source: RefSeq, a predicted model, not a curated record